Ananas comosus (pineapple) is the source of this 1916-nucleotide messenger RNA. Its product is annotated as dihydrofolate synthetase. The coding region runs from base 17 to 1702 and encodes 561 amino acids. NCBI's taxonomy places the organism in Eukaryota, Viridiplantae, Streptophyta, Magnoliopsida, Poales, Bromeliaceae. Gene Ontology annotation, cellular component: mitochondrion; cytosol; cytoplasm. Gene Ontology annotation, biological process: tetrahydrofolylpolyglutamate biosynthetic process. The transcript is spliced from 10 exons. Gene Ontology annotation, molecular function: ATP binding; tetrahydrofolylpolyglutamate synthase activity. The record is from RefSeq and is a predicted model, not a curated record.
UGCCGCGGUGAAGGAGAUGCUGCAUCUCCCGAAAAUGUCGUACCCAAUUUGCCAUUUGGGGAGGAGGGGGAGGAGCAGCUGCAGUAGCUUGAUCUCGCAGCUGAGUUGGCGGCGAUUGCGAUCGAGCUCGGCCAUGGCGCGGGGGGGAGAAGGGGAGGAGCUCGGGGGGUUCUCGGAAUCCAUGGAGAGGCUCAGGAACUACGAGAGGAUCGGCGUGCCCAGAGGCGCAGGGACCGACUCCGGCGACGGCUUCGACCUUGGCCGGAUGCGGCGGUUGCUCCGCCGCCUCGGCGAUCCCCACGCCCUGUUCAAGGCUGUUCAUAUCGCUGGCACUAAAGGGAAAGGUUCAUCUGCAGCAUUUCUGUCCAAUAUUUUACGAGAAGGCGGCUAUAAAGUUGGCUGCUAUACCAGUCCACAUCUUUUGACCAUUCGGGAACGGAUUUCUUUAGGAAGAAAUGGAGAUCCUGUUUCAGCUGAAUUACUAAGGGAUACUUUCCAUGGAGCGAAGGGAGUUCUUGAUCAAUCGAUAGAGCUGGAAAAUGGAGCUCUGACCCAUUUUGAGGUGUUCACAGCUCUUGCUUUUCUUCUGUUUUCUCAAGAGAAAGUUGACAUCGCCAUUAUUGAAGCUGGUCUUGGAGGUGCAAGGGAUGCAACCAAUGUAAUUCGCAACAGUGAACUUGCUGCCUCUGUAUUAACUUCGAUUGGCGAGGAACAUUUGGCUGCUCUGGGUGGUUCUUUAGAAAGUGUGGCGAUGGCAAAGUCAGGAAUAAUCAAGCAGGGGCGUCCGGUUAUUAUUGGUGGCCCUCUUGAGGAAAAAAUUGAGCGCAUUAUUAAGGAUAGGGCAUCUGUCAUGAAUUCUCCGGUCAUAUCGGCAUGUGAUCCUGGAAUACGGAGCAUUUUAAAAUGCUUUGCGAGAGACGAUGACGAACCUCGCCAAACUUGUGACAUAGUUGUUGACAUUCAAAAAGACAUGAAACUGAGUAUCAAAUUACACGAUUUGAAACUUCACAUGCUUGGAGCUCAUCAGCUACAAAAUGCUGUUACGGCAACAUGUACAGCCCUCUGCCUCAGUAAACAAGGUUGGAGAAUAUCGGAUGCAUCCAUUCGAGCUGGCUUGGAAAGGACAAAGUUGCAUGGUAGAAACCAAUUUCUGACUCAGAAGGAAGCCUCAGCUUUUGGGCUUCAAGAAGUGUCAUUACUUGUUGAUGGAGCUCAUACUGAAGCUUCUGCGAAGGGCCUAUCAGAUGUAAUAAGAAUGGCGCAUCCGGAUGGGCCGUUGGCUCUUGUGGUGGCAAUGGCGAGCGAUAAAGAUCAUCUUGCAUUUGCUCAACAGCUUCUUUCAGGCAGGAGACCUGACAUCGUCCUUUUAACUGAGACGAGCAUAAGUGGAGGAAAAUCCCGCACGAGUUCGGCUUCAGCUCUGAAAAAUAUAUGGAUAAAGGCUGCGCAAGACCUCAGUAUCAAUCUCAUAGACCUUGGAGCGGUCGAACUUCACAAACUUUCCAAGGAUAAUAAUUGCUCGUUCGUAUCAAUGAGUGACAACGAAACUAUGUUGAUCGGUUACCAAGUUGCACCGGUUAAUGAUUCGAUCAGGGUUUGUUCUCAGUUGCUUCAGUCGAAGGAGCAGGAUCAGAAUGGUCUCAUUGUUGUAACAGGCUCCCUGCAUAUAGUAUCGUCGCUGUUAGCGGCUGUAUACAAGUAAUAGUUGUAGUUUAUUCUAUUUAUUUUUUGUAGGUCUUUUUGAUAUUCAAGGACCUGAUAAACAGCAGGGGUUGUUAAAAGGCAAUGUUGUUGACCUUGCUGUUUAGCUGUAUUAUUAUUGCAUUUCUACCGUUUUUUCGAUUGAUGCUGUAAAAUUUCUAAUUGUUGGUACUAAAUUUUUUGUCAAAGAAAAUGUUGAGGCAGUGUUUAUACAU